AUGUCCCAGUCGCCAGAGUACGUCUACAAGGUCUUCCCCUCUGCCUCUGUGGACAGCAGAAUCGAAGGGAAAGCUAACCGAGGUCACAGGUUCUACUUCCCCCAGCCGAUCCCCGCGUCGCACGAGUUCUUCCUCUGCGAGAACGACCUCCAGGAUGGUUUCGUCCACAUGUCGACCGCUGAGCAGGUCCCUGGCGUCCUGAACAGGUACUUCGGUGACGUCCCUUCCGUCAGCAUCCUGCGCAUCGACUAUGGCAGGCUUUCGGCCUUCAAGCGUGUCACCUGGGACCAGGCUUCCAACGGCGAGAAGUACCCCCACCUUCACGGUUUCCUUGAGGGCGAGAGCGUUGACAGCUUCAAGGAGAUUGAGAAGGGCCAGAACCCCACCUGGGACGCUUCCCUCAAGACCAUCUCGGACUGGCUCAAGUAA
Molecule: messenger RNA, 429 nt
Organism: Trichosporon asahii var. asahii CBS 2479
Lineage: Eukaryota; Fungi; Basidiomycota; Tremellomycetes; Trichosporonales; Trichosporonaceae
Exons: 3
Coding region: 1-429 (142 amino acids)
Source: RefSeq, a predicted model, not a curated record